AUGUCACCCAAUAACAGAGUUCAGGACUCGGUGCAGGCUUCAUCUCUGUCUGAUCCCGAAGCAUUCUGGGAUAAACAUGCCAAAGAAUUAUACUGGCACAAGCCAUAUAGCUCUGCCCUCCGACAGACUACAAAGAAACUACAAGAUGGCACCACACAUCCUCACUGGUCCUGGUUUCCCGAUGGUGAGAUCAGUACAACAUACAACUGUCUAGAUCGUCAUGUGAAAGCUGGCAAUGGAGACAAGAUCGCCAUGAUCUGGGACAGCCCGGUGACCGGAUCAAAAGCGAAGUUCACCUACAACCAGAUGUUGGAUGAGGUGGAAUUACUUGCCGGGGUCCUGAGAGAUCAAGGCGUCAAGAAAGGGGAUGUCGUGUUGAUAUAUAUGCCCAUGAUCCCCGCUGCAAUAUUUGGCAUGCUAGCAACAGUCCGACUCGGUGCUAUGCAUGCAGUGGUCUUUGGAGGAUUCGCCGCAAACAGUCUAGCUCAACGCAUAGAAGAUGCGAAACCCAAAGUUAUUUUGACUGCUAGCUGCGCGAUUGAGGGCGCAAAAGGGCCUUUGGCUUACCAACCCUUCGUCGAAGGAGCAAUCAAGCAGAGCAGCUGGAAGCCCAACAAGACGAUUAUUUGGCAACGGGAUAACAAGAGGUGGAAUCCCGUCAACAAGGAUGCUGGCCAAAGUGAUUGGCAAGCUUUGAUCAAGAAUGCCCGUUCACGAAAUCUCAGGGCGGAGGCUGUCCCGGUCAAGAGUACUGACGGCCUUUAUAUCAUCUAUACGAGUGGCACGACUGGUCUACCCAAAGGUGUGCUUCGUGAAGCAGGUGGUCAUGCCGUCGGCUUGAAUUUGAGCGUCAAAUACUUGUUCGAUGUCAAAGGCCCGGGCGACGUCAUCUUCACUGGAAGCGACAUUGGUUGGGUGGUGGGACAUUCAUUUAUCGUGUACGCGCCCCUCCUUGCUGGAGCAACGACAAUCCUCUUCGAAGGCAAGCCCAUUGGUACCCCUGAUGCAGGUGUUUUUUGGCGCAUGGUGGAUGAACAUAAAGUCACGACGAUAUUCACUGCUCCUACUGCAUUGAGAGCUAUCAGGAAAGAGGAUCCUUCGGACAAAUUCUUCAAGGAGCAAGGCGACAAGGGCCGCUUAAAGCAUUUACGCGCUCUUUUCCUCGCUGGCGAGAGAUCUGAGCCUUCGAUCAUCACACAUUAUCAACAGUUACUGAGCAAAUAUGCAGCACCAGACGCUCGAGUCAUUGAUCAUUGGUGGUCAAGUGAAUCGGGCAGUCCAAUGACCGGUAUUGCUCUCCGUCCGGCCAUUGGCGAAAAACAGAGCAAUCGUGACGAACACAAGGCCUUGGCGAUCAAGCCUGGGAGUGCAGGCAAAGCUCUACCGGGGUUCGAUGUUCGCAUUGUAGAUGAUGAGGGUAAGGAGGUUGGAGAAGGUAAGAUGGGCAACAUUGUUCUCGCCACACCAUUUGCACCGACGGGCUUCACGACUUUGUUCAACGACGAUGCACGCUUUUACAAGGGUUACUUGAAGCGAUUUGACGGCAAAUGGUUGGAUACUGGGGAUGCAGGCAUGAUUGAUCAAGAUGGGUAUGUGCACGUUAUGAGUCGGAGUGACGAUAUUAUCAACGUCGCCGCACACCGCUUCAGUACAGGUGCCAUUGAACAAGCGAUUACAUCACACGACUCGGUGGCUGAAGCCUGUGUCGUCGGCAUCCCUGACGAGAUGAAAGGACAUCUACCUUUUGCGUUCGUCAUUCCUUCGACGACAUCCGACUCAAAUCUACCUGCCACCCCAUCCAGAGAAUUCUUCACGGGUAUCAACAACAUCGUUCGGACUCAGAUUGGCUCCAUCGCAUCACUCGGCGGUAUUGUCCAAGGCAAGGGAAUGAUUCCCAAGACUCGAAGUGGCAAAACGUUACGACGGGUCUUGCGAGAGCUAGUUGAGAACGCUGCCGAGGGCCAAUUCGACAAGGAAGUCAACGUGCCGGCAACAGUGGAGGACCGCGAGGUUGUGGAGGUUGCCAGACAGCGAGUUAAGGAAUGGUUCGAGGAGCGAAAAAAACAAACUGGCAAAGCCAAAUUGUGA
Molecule: messenger RNA, 2088 nt
Organism: Exophiala bonariae
Lineage: Eukaryota; Fungi; Ascomycota; Eurotiomycetes; Chaetothyriales; Herpotrichiellaceae
Exons: 2
Coding region: 1-2088 (695 amino acids)
Molecular function (GO): propionate-CoA ligase activity
Source: RefSeq, a predicted model, not a curated record